CUCUAUGCGAUAGGACAAAAUAGAUGUUUAUUACGGAGGGCUGGACCGCCUUCUCUCCACCCACACUAUAACCACUUUUGUCGUCGUCAGAGAUACUCUGCUAUCAAGAUAGUUCACGUCUUACUCUACCAUUGUCUCCAAGCGUACAAAUAUUUUAAACAUGGAUUAGUAGGCACAGAAGAGGUUAGCAAACAGGAAGGCACAAUUUCUCUUUCCAUGUAGAAAACGAUGAGAAUGUUGAUUUUUGACAUACCACGCAUGCUCACAAAAGGAGCGACCGUUAAGUUCUUUAGACACCUCUUAAAACGAGAAAUGUUGUAUUUUUUAACGUUUUUGACAGUAGAGUAGGUCACUUACACCUAAAACGUCACCCCCUUAUGCUAAUUUAUAUACAAAUACAUGUACAACAGCAGUAAAAACGCCACAUGCGAGGCACUCUCACCGAGUCCCAGCUAAAAACACGACGUCUUGCGUUGCCAACGGGCGUUAGACGAAAGAGAAAGUGCUCAAGCAGUGAAAUCCUCGUCUUGGUUUUGUACUCUUUGUUGGAUGUGUGCUGUGGAUGACAACCGUCCAGCCCGUCUCAACAACAGCAGCGACGGCGGCGGCGGCGGCAGUGUGUUUAUCAUCGCAGCAGCCGAGGGGAGUGAAGCGAACCGGAGGAAGGAGCGAAAAAGGAUUUACGGACACCGACCAAGCAUGGCUACCCAAACGACAGCAUCAUGUACUGGAUCCACUCUGUUGCAGCCAAUCAGCGAAAUUAUCAAUCUCCCUCUUGACCAGGUUAACUUUGUGGCAUGUCAGCUGUUCGCCCUGCUGAUGGCUGUGUGGUUUCGGCUCUACCUCCACCCCAGUAAGACCAGUCCUUUCAUCAGACAUGUGGUGGCCACUCUGCUGGGUUUCUACUUGGCUCUCUUCUGCUUUGGCUGGUACUCCCUACAUUUCCUGGUGCAGAGUGGUCUGUCCUACAGUGUGAUGGUCUUUGCUGGCCUGGAGCACAUGCACAAGUACUGCUUCAUCGUGACGCUUGGCUAUCUGAUAUUGUGUCAGAUCACACGAGUCUACGUGUUUGACUAUGGCAUGUACUCUGCAGAUUUUACAGGGCCCAUGAUGGUUAUAACACAGAAGAUUACCAGCUUGGCGUUUGAAAUACAUGAUGGAUUGACCAAGCGAGACGGGCAGCUGACUCCCACUCAGAAAUACCUAGCUAUCAGGCGGAUGCCCAGCUUGCUGGAGUACCUGAGCUACAACUGUAACUUCAUGGGCAUCCUGGCAGGACCCACCUGCUCUUACAACGACUACAUGGCCUUCAUCGAAGGCACAGGCUACCAGCCACGCCACCAGGAGAAUGCCAAUGGCAAGGAGAAUGGGAAGUACAAGCAGAGUGAACCCUCUCCCAAGAAUGACGUCAUCUCCAAGCUGUGUACAUGUGCCAUCUCGCUGGCCAUCUAUCUGUCGCUGUGCAAGCUGCUCCCAGUGGAGCACUCCAUAGACGAUGACUUUGUCAACUCCACACCCUUCCACCUUCAGGUCAUCUACCUUUACCUGGCCAUGCUGUCUCUGAGGCCAAAGUACUACUUUGUCUGGACACUUGCUGAUGCUAUCAACAAUGCUGCCGGAUUUGGCUUCAAUGGAUACAACAAAGAUGGCUCCCCACGGUGGGACCUGAUAUCCAAUCUCAGAAUUCUGGACAUUGAGUUUGCCACCAGUUUCAAGAGUUUCCUAGACAACUGGAAUAUCCAGACAGCUCUUUGGCUCAAAAGGGUGUGCUAUGAGCGCUGUGCCAUCAACCCCACUGCUGCCACCUUCCUGCUGUCGGCCAUGUGGCACGGGGUGUACCCCGGCUACUACCUGACCUUCCUCACUGGCAUUGCCAUGACCAUGGCUGCGCGUGCAGUAAGGCACAACAUCAGACCAUACUUCCUGGGCUCUGACUCGUACAAGUGCAUCUAUGAUGUCAUCACGUGGGCAUGGACUCAGAUUGCCAUUAGCUACACAGUUGCGCCAUUUGUCCUACUUGCUGUGGGACCCUCACUCAAAUUCUACAGGUCCUGGUACUUCUGCUUACAUCUCCUCUGUCUCCUGGUUGUACUGGCCCUGCCUGUCAAAUCGAGACGCCUGCAGGCCAAAGAGCAGGACGGUUUACAGAAGGACUGCCUACAGGACAACCAGACAGACCACAACAGCACAGACAACUGCAACCAGAAAGACAAAGCCACAUGAGACUCGGGACAGCAACUCACAGUCCCUUCAGCAGCAGAAACACUGAGACGAACUAGAAACCACAGAGAGCUGGAGUGUGGCGAGUCUGUUUACCUGAUGAAGAACCAAAUAUCGGACGCUCUGAAAAUCCUAACAGACAGAAAACAAAACUGUCAAAACUUCCAGUAGCAAGGAUGACAGCAAUCACUUCUGACAUGGAUAAGAGACCAGGAUGUAAAAAUGGCCAUGGUGUAAACUAAUGAGUGAUAGUGGUUACUUUACAUUACAUUAGUGGAAAUGAAGACUUCCAAGCUGCCUUAAACCCUCUAUGUACUCGUCUGGUGAAAUAACAGUUGGAUGGCACGCUGCAGGAACCUAAAUGCAGUUCCACCAUUGUGGUGUCAGGUUAUACAAACAGAAUAGAAGUCCAGUAUGUGGAGGGUUUUUGUCAUUGUCUGGAUACAAGCCUCUUUUAGGUGGAAACCGAAAAUGUGUUCAUGUAAAAGAAACAUAACCUUUAUCAUCAGCUGCCAAUUUCAAACAGGCCUUAGGAUCCUCAAAACAUUGUUUGAUUUCUAUGUCUUUUUUAAAGUCUUUAUUGGAGAAGAAUUCACAUUGUACGUGUUUUGUAUUUAGAUGUUUGUGACAACACUAUCUGAAAUCCAUUCUCAGUGCUUUUUUAUUUAUUUUUUAUUUUUUUGGGAUGAAUUGACUUUGCCUGACAUAGAAAGUCCCAAAGUGGAAUUCAGACCCCGUCCGCCUCCAGCAGUGGAAAGUCUCAAAGAGGCACUCGAGUUACUUCAUGGAUUUCUGUUUUUUUUUUUCAUAUCUACUGGUUUUUUUGUGACAAACGUGACUCAUCAGAUAAAUGUGUGUUUCAAAGGGAGUUUAUUUACCCUGUCAUGAUUUAGAUUUUUUUUUUCAAAGAUUUCUGACUUGGGGUUCAGGGGUGUGAUUUUUUUUUUUAUUAUCAUGUUCUUUUUUUUUCAUGUGUUUUAUAUUUUUCAUACAACAGGUUUCCUCUGUGUUCAAAUGUCUUGCCUCUGUAAUACAAGUAUCCAAAACUAUUUCAUGAAUGCAAGUCCUAAAUAAUAAAAGUGUAUAAUUGGGGAAACACAGUGGAUUGUUAACAUCACUGUUGAACACUCGUACAGUUUAAUUAAUUAUUUUAAAUUCACAAAUGAGACAGGAAUCUACUCAGAUUUAUGAUUUAUUUCAGAUUCACUGAAGACUUAUUUAAUUGUUAAAAUGUUUUGAAGCCAUAAUUAUUACAAACCAAUUGAAUGUAAAAGAAAAUUUGAUGCACAGUGCAUAAAAGCACAUAUCGUGUUCAGGCUGCAAAUUAUCUAGGUGUGCAAUUUGCAUUUGUCUGUGAGGAAAUCUGCUACAGUUAUUUAUAUAUGUGACAUCGAUAUAGACCAGCUGUUGUGGUAAAUGGUCUUAUUUCAUAUUGUGUGCACUUAUGUUUAGAAUAGGGGAUGUUUCAGGGUGCAUUUACUGUAGGGUGUAAGACACCAGUUCCCCAUGUUGUUUUGGUCCAUGGCUCACCUUAAGCCUUUCAAACCAUCCAGUUUACUCUUUACAACAUGCUGCAGUUCAAACAGCCACCCAUGUAAUUAAUUUCUGUUUCAUUAGACAUUUUUAUGGAUUUAGUCAAGAAAAUAUGGAAAUGUAGUGCAGAGGGGGCAAUCUGUUAGAGGAAAUAGUCUGGGGAUUUCAAGCCCACAAUAUCAUAAACACUUUGAAGUUGUGCUUUUUUUCAUAAAAAUUGUCAGUAAUUUGAAUUGAUUUGUUGCAUUUGUGUUAUGUAAAAUAACAAAGCAGCAGAGGUGAGCUUGUUCCUCUCUAAUUUCUUUUUAAGAUUUUCUAACAUUUGCAUAUUGCUGCCAUAACUGUUUGUGUUACCAGUAUUCAUGUGAUUCGUACACGUCGAUGUGGUCUCAUGUAAACCAUAUUUGUAGCCUGGGCCCUGUGUAGGCGAGUGUGGCCCACUUAAGGGAAAGGGAUGUCAUUCUACAAACAUAGCGAUUAUUGCACUGCAUGGCCACCCAAACCAGCAGAUCAAUGCAAACUGCUCCACAUGUCCAAAGUGCCAAAUCAAGAACGGCGCAUUUUGUUUUGUGUGUAUGUGAGCAUGCGUGUUUGUUUGUGUGCGUGCGUGUGCAUGUGUCCAUGUAGUAUGUGUGUGCGUGCGCCUGUGUAACAUAAUGGUUAUUUUUGUGUCAGAAGGAAAUUUAUCGAAAGAUUUGUAUAACAGUACAUUAAAAUUAUGAUUUAUGUGUCAAAAUAAAGAGAAAUUAUUUUUAAACACUAAAA
Molecule: messenger RNA, 4518 nt
Organism: Siniperca chuatsi (mandarin fish)
Lineage: Eukaryota; Metazoa; Chordata; Actinopteri; Centrarchiformes; Sinipercidae
Gene: mboat2a
Product: membrane bound O-acyltransferase domain containing 2a
Exons: 13
Coding region: 550-2223 (557 amino acids)
Biological process (GO): lipid modification
Cellular component (GO): membrane
Molecular function (GO): acyltransferase activity
Source: RefSeq, a predicted model, not a curated record